Molecule: messenger RNA, 1995 nt
Organism: Orbicella faveolata
Lineage: Eukaryota; Metazoa; Cnidaria; Anthozoa; Scleractinia; Merulinidae
Biological process (GO): superoxide anion generation
Cellular component (GO): cytoplasm
Molecular function (GO): superoxide-generating NADPH oxidase activator activity; phosphatidylinositol binding; protein binding
Source: RefSeq, a predicted model, not a curated record
AUGACUUCUGGUUCUAGAUUGUUCUAGAAAUUGACUUAGACAAUUUUUCGUAACAAAAUACAUUAUAUAAGGUAUCAUAUUUGGUAGUGUGGUCUUUCGCUACUUCCUGUUUACAUCGCUGUUAUUUGAGAACGAGGGAACAGAACAGCCUGUAACAAUAUUGGGAUCCACUGCAGAUGCUUACAAACCAUAUUUUAACCGUAUUUUAAAGUUAGUAUUUUCUACCAUUUGUAGGUAACGGUUUAUGACUUACUCAAGAAAAAGGGUGGCUUUUCAAAAAAGGCGUCAAGAACUCUUAUUUCCUGCUUUCCAGAAAAUGCCUCAGCCUUCUCCCGCAUUCUCUUUAAAGACAGUGAGUUGAAAAAGAUGGCGAGAAUGGAUAAUUUUAUCAAGGAGCUGUUGGGCCUUCCAAGUUUGGUGCGAGAAUCUGAAGUUGUCCUGAAUUUUUUCGGUGCCCUCAACGGACAGCAGGGAACAAUUAUAAGGUCUUCGGAGGACGAAAAAUUGAAAAACGUCAACAAAGUGGCGGAAAUAUUAAGCGGUCGAGAUCCGCUUAGAAAACUACCUGAAAAGAGUUCAAUAGCAAAGCAAAAAACAAGGUAUAGUGCCAACGGGAUUGCAGAGGACUUGCCUGUCUUUAUCGGGGAAACGAGAGACCAGCUUUACCGAAAGCUCAGGCAGAAUAAGCGUCAUACAAGUGAAGACAUCCCAGUGACCACUAGUAAGACAAGAGCAACCUCCCUCGAUAACGGAAUCUUGGACAGAACUGACGCGGCAACUCCAAGACCUGGUCUAAAGAUGAGGUCAUUUAGUGCUGGUGUCGGUCUUGAUAAUUUGUUGAACGAAAAAGAACAACUGAAGGAAAGCAAGCCUGAUGACGAGCCAAGCAAGCAACGUUCCGGGGGUGAUGAGAGUCUUUCAGUACAAAGUGAGAGUUCAGCCACUGACUCUGAGUAUUCCGAUGAAGUGGAGGAGACACUUCUCAAGUUGGAGAAGAAGAGUUCACCUCAAUUUGGUGCAAGACAAAGCAAUGGAAGAGGAAGCCCAACUAGGAAGAAGCAUGUUGUUCUUCGAUCAUUCUUCGCAGAGGAAAGCGGUGAGGUAUCUCUGGAGGAAGGCGAGGAGGUUGACGUGCUGCAGAAAGGGUCCAGCGGUUGGUGGUACGUCAAAAAUGAUUUCUGUGAGGGGUGGGCACCGAGCGCUUUUCUUGCCCCUGGCAGAUCCAGGUCCAUAUCUCCAGAGACCUUAGAUCAGCAGGAAAUUUCAGACAACCAGGACGAGCAUUGGCAAAUCAAAGAAAAUUUGGAUAGCUGGCCCAAACAGAAACGUGAUGACUUGAAAAGACUCGUCCCUCAAGGAAAAGAGAAGUCCCCGGGUAGGAACGUUGCGAAAGUCGCCGCUCCGACGAUAACAUCUGAAAUGAACCGACGAGCCAAGCUGCUUACAGUCGAAGGAAUACAAAAGAGGAAGAAUCCCGAUAAAAAUUACGUUUAUAUUCUCAAAGUGGUGUGGUCAGAUGGGAACAUUAACAUAAUCUACAGGACAUGCAGUGAUUUUUUCUUUCUUCAGGAAAGCCUCAAAAAGGAAUUUCCGUCAGCCUUUGGAAAGGAAAUCCUUGCUCUUAAAGGGAGGAAAUUCAGUGAAAACUGCCAGUUCUGCUUUAGAGAUGGAACAUGCAAGAGACAGAAGUUCAUGAACCAAUUCUGCCACGAACUAAUCAAUGCACCUGACAACAUUUCAAAAAGCCAAGUUGUUAUGGACUUCUGCAGGUCUCGUGCCAGUGAUGUCCAUCCUCAUGGAGAGUGAGUAAUCUUAAUUUUUUUUUUAUAACUUAAUUUAUUCAUCGAUCCGUCCGUCCGUCGAUCCAUUUGUUCGUUUGUUCGUUCGUCCGUUCUCUUUUUUGUCUGCUAAUUCGUUGGUUUUACCGUUCCUUCGUUCCUUCGUUCCUUCGUUCCUUCGUUCCUUCGUUCCUUCGUUCCUUCGUUCCUUCGUUCC